This is a messenger RNA of Pomacea canaliculata, 1509 nucleotides long. Its product is annotated as peptidase M20 domain-containing protein 2-like. The coding region runs from base 70 to 1302 and encodes 410 amino acids. NCBI's taxonomy places the organism in Eukaryota, Metazoa, Mollusca, Gastropoda, Architaenioglossa, Ampullariidae. Gene Ontology annotation, molecular function: dipeptidase activity. The transcript has 6 exons. The record is from RefSeq and is a predicted model, not a curated record.
GCGACUGGUAGAAUCACGACAAGUAGCAGACGAUCUUUUUAAUUUCAUCAUCAGGCGGAAGGCGAGAACAUGGGCGACGACGCAGAGCUAAAAAGAAUUGCUUGUGAAGCGAUUGAUUCUCAGACAUCGUACUUGAGAAUUUUAAGUCAAGACAUCUGGAAUCAUCCUGAACUUUGUUUCAACGAGCAGUAUGCACAUAAGAGACUUACUGAUUUUCUAGAAGAACGUGAUUUUAACGUGGAAAGAUCGUACAAACUGGAGACGGCAUUUCGAGCAGUUCCGAAAUAUUCGCGGUGCAAAGAGGAAGACGGCUACCCCAAUAUUGCAAUACUAUGUGAAUACGAUGCUUUGCCAGGUAUAGGCCACGCCUGUGGCCAUAAUCUGAUCGCCAUGGUAGGGGUGGCCGCUUCGCUUGGUGUCCAGGCAGCUCUCCAGUCGUCUGCAUUUCAAGGCAGAGGUGGUCGACUAAUGGUGCUGGGAACACCAGCUGAAGAAGGAGGAGGUGGAAAGAUUGAACUGAUCCGCGCUGGAGCUUUUGAGGAUGUAGAUGUUGCAAUGAUGGCUCACCCUUCUCAGCAUAAUUUAUCAAACCCUGUCUACUUGGCCAUGAAGGAGGUUGCGAUCAUUUAUACAGGAAAGGCAUCCCAUGCAUCUGGUGCUCCGUGGGAUGGUAUCAAUGCAUUGGAUGCAGCUGUACAAUGCUACACAAAUAUUUCUCACCUACGCCAACAGAUAAAACCUACCUGGCGUGUUCAUGGUGUCAUCAUCAAUGGUGGACUCAAGCCCAACAUUAUUCCAGAUCAAUCUGAGUUGUUGUAUUAUCUCCGAGCCCCCACUGUUCUUGAACUUGAUGUACUUACCAAGAAAGUUACAGAUUGCAUUCAUGGAGCAGCCCAGGCUACAGGAUGUCAGGUGGAGAUCAAGUUAAAUAAAAAGCCAUAUUCAAACCUUCUUUCUAAUAACACACUAGCAUCAUUGUAUAUAGACAAUGGGGAGAAAAUGGGAAUCCAGUUCGAAAAAGAUCCAGAAAAAACACAGAAGGCAGGGGGAUCAACAGAUAUGGGAAAUGUGUCACAUGUGGUACCCAGCAUUCAUCCGAAAUUCUUUAUAGACACCACUGCAAGUCUACAUUCUAAGGACUUUGCCACAGUUGCCUACACUGAGAAGGCUGAAACCCUUUCCCUUAAAGUGGCCAAGGCUCUUGCAAUGACUGCCAUUGAUGUUCUUAUCACACCUGGCCUUGCUGACAAGAUAAAGGAUGAAUUCAAAGUUGCUACAGAGGCUGAAAAAGCAUGUCGUUGACCUAAAUAAUGAAUAAAACUCAGUAUUUAAUAUAUAUUUAUUUAUACUUUAAUCAGCUGAUGUGUUUUAAUGAACUAUUUUUUUAGUUGGAUGUGGUGCUGGUACAUACAAAAGAAUUAUAUAUAAGGCUAUAAAAAGAAUUUAUUUAAUCCAGUACUUAAAUAAAAGGAGAAAUAAAAAAAUGGCAGUUCCACUUAAAACACCAAA